AGCUAAAAAUGCAGUUUGUCCGCAAUGUUGUGGGAUACGGUCCCGCUGAUAUUUGUUUCCCGUCGGCCCGUUAAGCGGUGACGCUUCACACUCCCCAAAGCGACUGGGAUUCAGAGCCCCGUCUCAAACGGGGGAAAUUUACAUUUCAUCGAAGGUAACCUGAAAUUAGACGGCUAAUUUUCAGCUUGACUGAUUAAGAAGGCUUUGCCCGCAGGAAGUAAGUCUGCCCUUUCUGUGUAAGAAAUCCACCACCAGCGACCCACUAUGGAAGUGGAGGAUGCCUUAUCAGCUAAGUUCAGGGUCCUGAUUCAAGGGCUCAUGGUGACAACGACCUCAGAGAUAGUUAAAAUAUUCAGCAAAGUGCUGCUGGAGACCAGAAUGGAGAUCACCCAGAGCUGGAGGGAGAUCGACUUGUUGAAGCAGCAGCUGGAGGAAUGUGAGCAGCAGAAGACAGAGGCCAUCAUUAGGUCCCAGAGGAGCGAAUUCAAAAGAGAAGACGAGGAGGUGGAAGUGUCACCUGAUGUACAGAGCUAUGACACGGUCACACCAGAGGCGAUGGGGCUUGAAAAAAGAGCAGAGAAUGUCUCAGAACUAGAGAUGAAAGAGUCAGGCACACCAGGCCGAAAGGUUCAGAAAAUCUGUGCUAUUCCUGAAAACAGCCAGAAGGUCAAGUGCCAAGAGACGAAAUGCACACAACAUGUGGUAAAACAAAAAAUAGUUUGUCCAACCAAUGUGCCACGGGUGAGGGGGCGGAAAUCAUCAAGCAAGACCACAUCUAAAAUCAUUGCAAAUGGACCAUCUACAAGUGUGGACAUGUUUACAAAAAAAACAAAAUCAGAGGCGAUGAAAAAAAGGAAAUUAAUAAAAACGGCAAAGCACACUAAUGAUGUUAGUGUUGCUCGUGGUCUUCGAGACCGACAGCACCUCAGCAUGCAGAGGCACUGUCUGUGUUGUUCAUCGGAUGAGUGUGACCUCCAGUCUAGCCCCUCCAGAGCCCUGCACCAGGUCCCUAGUGUGUAUAUCUGUCGUAGAUGUGAGAGAAGGUUUAAAACAGACCUCCUCUUCAAGAGUCACAAUUGCCCAAUGCCUCAGAAUUGCAACAGGUGUGGGCAGAUGUUCACUACUCUUCAGGGGCUCACUGCACACAGUCAGGAAGUUCAACCUCAAUUCAGCUGCAGUCAGUGUGAGCAAAGGUUUUCCAAUCAGUGUGCUUUAACCAUGCACAAAUGGAUCCACACCAACCUUAGUGUUCCCAAGGAUAUUAAGGCUAAAAGGUUCGAGAUUCGUCUCGAGAGAAUCUCAGACUCCCAGCUGGAGGCUGCUUUGUCCUCAAAAAGUUCUCUCUUGCAAAUUAACUCUUCAAAACAGGAUCUUUUGAGUGAAGCGCACAAUAUGACUACAGCAGAUGCAACUCCUGGAUCUUUAAGCAAACAUAGUGCAGAAUCCAUGGCAGUGAACGUACCUGAGACCAGCGAGACACAACUAUCAUCCCAAAGUGUAGCUGAAAGCCUGGACUCAAGGCCAGGAACCAUGUCAGAUUCCAGUUAUGGACAGUCAAGUAUCAGGAAAGUCUAUGCUGUCAUGUCAUCCACCUCAUGCCAAUAUCAGAUUACUGAGGAUGCAAAUGGAUCAGAGGCACCAGAUGUGCAUGAAACGGAGAAAGUAAUUGAUAACGGAAAACAUGCCAGUUCAAGUGAUGAGUCAGGAAUCCGUUCUCCUCCAAGAAAGCGGAAGAUGUCAGACUGUUCUCAUGAUGCAUACAAUGGCGUGUUUCCUGUUGAAAAUAUUCUGAGAUGGAGAAACAAUAAGGGAAGAAAUGAAGUUAGGGUCAAGUGGAUGCCUUGCACAUUGUGUGGUGCAAAGUUUCAGAACACGUGGGAACCUGCAGAAAGCUUUCCAGGCUAUUUGGAUGACAAGAACGAAGAGCCGAAGAAAACAUAGAACAGACAAAAAUGAUAUUAUGUUGAUUCUGCUUUUAAGAAGUUUUCUGUUUACAACAAUAAGAAUGUAUGCUUUACAAAGCAGUUAAUUUAAUGAUUUUUUUCCCCUAACCAUUUCAUUUUUCCUGUAAUAUACUUUAGUUGAGUUUUAACCGGUUUCUUACAGCUACUCUAGAUAGAUGCAUUGGUGUUAAAUAGGUGAUGUUACAUUUUAAUACAUCAUUUUAAGUGUCUGAGAUGGAAAUCUUGUUAUAGCUUGUCUCAUUAUGAACAACAACAAAAAAAAUAUUAUUAGUGUUAGAUUAGAUAUUUAGAAUUUCAAUGACAUCCUCCCAUUUACCUCUGCAAUUUUUUUUUUUUUUUUUUUUUUUUUUUAAAUGAGAUUCAUGUUUACAGGUUUUGGUGAAAAUUUUUGGAUUUUAUUUUUUACUCCACAAUUUAAUGAAUGCUAUUAAUGACUUGCACAGUUUAUUACCUAAUCACCAUAAAUGUUCAUUGCCUCUUCCUGUUUUUAACUUUUAUGUUAUACCAAAGAAUCUUGUAAUCAUCAAGGCAUCUCACAGUUGAAUGUGGGCUGGUAAAAAAAGCUGGUAAAUGUAUUGGAAAAAUUAAAUAAACAAUUUUCAAAGUG
Messenger RNA from Carassius carassius (crucian carp), 2571 nucleotides. RefSeq lists its product as uncharacterized. The record is from RefSeq and is a predicted model, not a curated record. Gene Ontology annotation, molecular function: RNA polymerase II transcription regulatory region sequence-specific DNA binding; DNA-binding transcription factor activity, RNA polymerase II-specific. The transcript has 7 exons. Gene Ontology annotation, biological process: regulation of transcription by RNA polymerase II. Gene Ontology annotation, cellular component: nucleus. The coding region runs from base 265 to 1941 and encodes 558 amino acids. NCBI's taxonomy places the organism in Eukaryota, Metazoa, Chordata, Actinopteri, Cypriniformes, Cyprinidae.